AUGGAGAUGGUGAAGUUUUAUGAACCGCAAUAUGAAUUCAGAGGACCACCACCGCCAAUCGCUAAUAACAGUUCUCCAGAAAAAAAGCCAGAAGGAAUCACCCCAGAGGUCUGUGUCUACGGAGUCGAUUCCUUCACCGCGGCCUUUCUCUACUCCAUCGAAACCCAAGUGACAAUCGGCUAUGGAACGAGGGUUAUAACCGACAAAUGUCCAGAGGCGAUUCUUCUGUUGAUAGUCCAGUCGAUUCUUGGAUCGAUCGUCGAUGCCUUCAUGGUUGGCUGUAUGUUUGUAAAGAUUUCCCAACCAAAGAAAAGGACGGAGACGAUCGUGUUUUCGAAGAAUGCUGUGAUCUGUACGAGGGAUGGAAAAUUGACUUUUAUGUUUCGAGUUGGAGAUCUGCGAAACUCCCACAUCGUGGAGGCCCAAAUCCGAGCCAAACUAAUCAAAUCCCGCCAAACUGCCGAAGGCGAGUUUAUGCCACUCGACCAAACAGACCUCAACGUCGGAUUCGACACAGGAGAUGAUCGGUUAUUCCUCGUCACGCCGCUGAUGAUUUCGCAUACGAUAGACGAGAAAUCGCCGUUUUGGGAGAUGAGCCAAGAGAGUUUGCAAAGGGAGGAAUUCGAAAUUGUCGUCAUUCUGGAGGGAAUGGUGGAAGCGACGGGAAUGACCUGCCAAGCGCGGAGUAGUUACAUUGAAGAUGAAGUGCUUUGGGGACAUCGCUUUGAACCAGUUCUUCUUCAAGCAGAAACCUACUAUGAGGUUGACUAUGCUUCCUUCCACAAAACAUUCGAAGUCAACUGCCCCGUCAAGUCUGGCAAAGAAACUCAUAACGACGAGCUUGAGCGCCAAAAAAAUCCUGAAAACGGGACGGACACUCCGAAUGCAGAAAACAACAUGCAGAGAAAUCGGCGUCUCAAUCUUCCUAAUCAAUCAGGCGAUAUGAGCGGAUCAGUGACUCCAGUCGGCGGCCCCAUAGGCGGGAUUGGACUACAUCACACUCCAAGUUUCAGAAAACGCCGCCAAGACUUGAUGCAAUAA
Molecule: messenger RNA, 1041 nt
Organism: Oikopleura dioica
Lineage: Eukaryota; Metazoa; Chordata; Appendicularia; Copelata; Oikopleuridae
Source: the annotation of a GenBank genome assembly